Molecule: messenger RNA, 2434 nt
Organism: Gasterosteus aculeatus aculeatus (three-spined stickleback)
Lineage: Eukaryota; Metazoa; Chordata; Actinopteri; Perciformes; Gasterosteidae
Gene: ldlrap1b
Product: low density lipoprotein receptor adaptor protein 1b
Cellular component (GO): early endosome
Source: RefSeq, a predicted model, not a curated record
GCUGCCGGAGCCAAUGCCGCCUCGCUCACUCGCCCGCCCGCUCGCGUGACUCCGCAACCGGGCGUCACGCACAUUAUCCGGCUAAUUUACAUACAAAACGCCGCCCAGGGGGACGAACAUGAUCGUCCACCGUCGACCGAAAGCAACACGCGCAGGAGGGGAGAGGAAGAGAAAAAAAACAGCCGGAAAAAAAAGUUUGAACGGGAGCGGGUUGUUUAUUUAAAAACAACACGGAGGAGAAGUGUUUCCAGAACCGAGACCAGCCUCGUCGGGCUCUUCGCCCUCACUUUCUGGACCGCGAUAUGGACGCUUUGAAAUCCGCCGGAAGGGCAAUCAUACGCAGCCCGAGUAUCGCCAAACAGUCGUGGACCGCGAGCAGACACCGGAAGCUUCCGGAGAACUGGACGGACACCAGGGAGACCCUCCUGGAGGGCAUGGUGUUCCAGCUCAAGUACCUGGGGGUCACGAUGGUUGAGCAGCCCAAGGGAGAGGAGCUGUCCGCCGCCGCCGUCAAGAGGAUCGUGGCCACGGCCAAAGCCAGUGGAAAGAAGCUCCAGAAAGUCACGUUAACGGUCUCCCCUCGAGGAAUCAUCCUUUACGACAGUGCCUCCAACCAGCUGAUGGAAAACAUCUCCAUAUACAGAAUAUCCUAUUGCACAGCGGACAAGAUGCACGACAAAGUGUUCGCCUACAUCGUCCAGAGCCAGCACAACGAGACCCUGGAGUGUCACGCUUUCCUCUGCACCAAGAGGAAAAUGGCCCAGGCGGUCACCCUGACAGUGGCCCAGGCGUUCAGAGUGGCGUUUGAAUUCUGGCAGGCUGCUAAGGAAGAGAAAGAGAAGCGAGUGAAGUCUGGUUCAGACGGAGAAGGAGCCAGCAACUCUCAGUCGGACAGCUCGGCCAGCCUGGGCAGCCUGAAAGCAGGAGAGGUAGCCACAGCAAGGCUCCUGGAUUUGGCGGAGGGAGCCAACGCGGCGCUGGUCCACUCGGCAUCGAAGCAGAUGGAGUCGGACCCCUUUAUGGUGCAUAAUCACGCAACAGAGAACAACAAUACUGUAUGGGAGCUGGAGGACGGUCUGGACGAGGCUUUUUCAAGCCGCAGUCUGGAUAGCUUUGAAUCCUACUCAGACUCGCUGAGUCUCGCACUAACCCCCAGGUCCUGGACAUUGGGGUAAACCCUCAGGACUUCAACACUGAAGAGUGCCUGUCCCCAGGCAGAUGGGACCCGGAGGACACAGACUUCACCACGCACAAGGACGCCUUCUGAAGGAGCGUAAGGGAAGGGGACACAUGAUGGGGGGGGGAAAGCUGGACAGACAUGGUUUGAGACAUCGGUCUGAGGCUUCCCAGCUUCCUCCUUUGCCGGCGUGCGUCUCGGCGGUCCGGUCCGGUGGCUUCCUGAUGCUUCUGCAUCUCGUGGACCAGAGGAGGACAACAAGAGCAGGCGGCUCACAGAACAGGCCAAAGCAAUACCAAAACCAAUAUACCCCUUUUUUAUGAAAAAACAAAACAUGCAGUCAUUUAAUGUUUGUUACGUUCUAUGUGUUACUUCCUUUGUGUCUGUUUAACCAGUUACUGUUAGUAAUGUGUUUAUGGUAUGCGCUUGUGUGCAUGGCAUUACAUGAAAUGUGUAUGUGUGUGUGUGUGUGUGUGUGUGUGUGUGUACAUUAAAUAAAUGUACAGAGUGAGCUGAGAGAAGUACGGCGUGUUGAGGUUGAAUCGGGUCAUAAAGGGUGCUGUCUCAUUUUAUUCACCUAAAGUUCGAGCUGGAUUAGAGGGAAAGGUCACCAGUAUAGGAUGAAAGACGGUCACUACCUACUCACUUCAAGGAUUCAGCCUUUGUAUGGGGGGAAAAAUGAAGAGAUGGUGUCAAAGAUCGUCUGUGUGGGAAAGCGAAAAUGGAUGAGAACAAAACGACAAUCCCUCUUCCUUCCCCUUUUUUACAUUUUUUUAUUCAAAAAUCAAUUUUCACACUUGGCAUUCAUUCACUUUAAAAAGCCCAUAUUUAAUGUCAAGAUGCAUCAAACCCAUUAUCCAGGCUUCAAUGCCUCUACUCUUUUCAUAUCCCCUUGUUUUUAGCUUUCACUCACAGUGGAUUCAUUUUGUUUUUCCCCAGAAAUGGUUAGAAAGUCCCUCUCCUGCUCGUAGAGAGGACCGGCAAACCGGACGGGUUUGUUUCACCUGGUUUCGGCUCCUUUGCCCAUGUCAGCAAAAUGCAUUCAUUACCUGUGACUGACAGGGAAAAAAAACAAGUUCAACGGUUUAAUGUGUUCUAUUACCACGCUCCCACUGUAUGUUAAAUUAUAUUGUUGCAUUUACUUUCAUUUUUAUUUUUAUCGGAAAGUGUUUCCAGUGUUAUUUUUUGGCAUUUGUUUAUGUAUGAAUUUUAUUUUAUUCAUUAAUUUACAUACCAUUCAAUAAAAGUAAUACUGUU